Messenger RNA from Hyphopichia burtonii NRRL Y-1933, 997 nucleotides. RefSeq lists its product as uncharacterized. Gene Ontology annotation, molecular function: NAD+ binding; protein-succinyllysine desuccinylase activity; protein-malonyllysine demalonylase activity. The coding region runs from base 12 to 923 and encodes 303 amino acids. NCBI's taxonomy places the organism in Eukaryota, Fungi, Ascomycota, Pichiomycetes, Serinales, Debaryomycetaceae. The record is from RefSeq and is a predicted model, not a curated record. The transcript has a single exon.
UGACAAAACAGAUGAAAGAAUUUCAAGAUCAUUUACUAAAAUCGAAAAGAAUAGUUGCAUUGGUAGGCGCUGGGCUAUCCGUUUCAUCUGGUCUCCCCACAUUCAGGGGAUCCCAAGGUCUAUGGAAGAAUUUUAAUAUGAUUGAUUUAGCAACUCCAGAUGCUUUUUACAUAGAUCCUGGAUUGGUAUGGCAAUUUUAUUCAUGGAGGAGAUUCAACGCUUUGAAAGCUAAACCAAACAGGGGCCAUAAGACAUUAGCAAAACUUUCCAUGGAAGCAGCAUCAAAAAAUAUCGAAUUCAUUACUAUAACUCAAAAUGUAGAUGGGUUAUCAAUUAGAGCAAACCAUUCAAAGGAAAAAUUAUAUGAAAUACAUGGAUCAUUGUUUGAUUUGAAAUGCACCAGCUUCAUGUGUAACUAUGUUGAUCAUGAUAACUUUAAAAAUCCGUUAACAAAAGCUCUAGCUGACACUGAAUAUGAGUACGAUAAUACUAAAAGAAAAAGAAAACUUCUAGAUGAUGAUCUUGAUAAGGAGCCAUCCCUUUCUCCACAAUUCAAGCCAGUAAAAGAAAUAUCAGAAUCCGAAUUACCUCAAUGCCCUGUUUGUAAAGACGGUUCAUUAUUGAGGCCUGGUGUUGUAUGGUUUGGAGAAUCCUUACCAUUACGAACCAUAAAUGCUAUUGAUAAUUUUAUCGAAUAUGAUAAGGUUGACCUUAUUUUAGUCAUUGGAACAAGUGGUACUGUUUACCCAGCUAACAGUUAUGUGGAUAGAGUUAAAGUGAAAGGAGGCAAAGUUGCAAUAUUCAAUACUGAUAUUGAAGAUCAUAUCUUAAAUGGCGAAGAAAAAGAUACAUGGGGGUUUAAAGGGGAUGCAGCCGAGCUAUUACCUAAGGCUCUUGAACCAUUGAUUGGGGAUAUAUACUAAUUUGCAUAUACUAAAGUAGUUUAACGAUUGAUACGAAUUAUACCAUUUUAUUUAUAUUUUAUAGAUAAUGAAAC